UCUAACACAAAAUGCACAACAAGGUCGACUCCUUACCGGUCAGAGCCAACCCACCAACCCGUCCCAUAUCUCGUCACCGCUCGGCCAGCGACAUCGUUCAUCGGGUCAAAGAAAGCCUCACAACAAGAGUCUCUAAACUCAUAUGUGGCAUUUUCUUAUCUCUUCUACUAUGUGUAGGCAUUGUCACUUUCAUCUUAUGGAUCAGUCUACGACCACACCGACCACGUAUCCAUAUCAGCGGGUUCUCCAUCUCGGGUUUGAGUCAAUCCAACGGGUUCGAGACCUCACAUAUAAGCUUCAAGAUAACAGCUCAUAACCCGAACCAAAACGUCCGCGUUUACUACGACUCCAUGCAAGGAUCCGUUUACUACAAAGAGAAACGGGUCGGCUCGACUAAACUCACUAACCCGUUUUACCAAGACCCGAAGAACACGAGCUUGAUCGAAGGAGCCUUACGUGGACCAACAAUGGCCGUAAAUAAAGACCGUUGGUUAGAGAUGGAACGAGACAGGAACCAAGGUAAGAUAGUGUUCCGUUUGGAGAUAAGGUCCGUGAUACGGUUUAAGGUUUACACAUGGCAUAGUAAGAGCCAUAAGAUGUACGCAAACUGUUAUGUUGAGGUUGGUUGGGAUGGAAUGUUGUUGAGUGGGACUAAAGACAAAAGAUGUCCGGUUUAUUUCACUUGAAUCAAAAGUGUAUCAUGUGCAUGUUUCCAUA
Molecule: messenger RNA, 717 nt
Organism: Capsella rubella
Lineage: Eukaryota; Viridiplantae; Streptophyta; Magnoliopsida; Brassicales; Brassicaceae
Product: NDR1/HIN1-like protein 26
Exons: 1
Coding region: 12-686 (224 amino acids)
Biological process (GO): defense response to other organism
Source: RefSeq, a predicted model, not a curated record